AUGGAAAAUUGCAGAAAAUCUCCACUCAAACCAUGGAAGAAAGGCCCCGCGAGAGGAAAAGGUGGCCCCCAAAAUGCUAUGUGCGAAUAUAGGGGCGUUCGACAAAGAACCUGGGGCAAAUGGGUCGCAGAAAUCAGAGAGCCAAAGAAGAGAACCCGACUCUGGUUAGGCUCUUUCGCCACUGCUGAAGAAGCUGCAAUGGCUUAUGAUGAAGCUGCACGGAGGUUGUAUGGUCCCGAUGCUUACCUUAAUCUACCUCACCUUCGAUCAAACUUCAACCCUUUGAACAAAUCACAGAAGUUCAAAUGGUUUCCUUCAAAUAAUUUCACCUCGAUGUUUCCCACUACAGGAUUACUAAAUUUAAACGUGCAGCCAAAUGUACGUGUCAUUCAUCAAAGGCUCCAAGAACUCAAGAAAACUGGAGUUUUUGGACAGUCAUCUUCAUCAAGCUCAUCAUCCAGCGACCCUAAAAUCGAUAUCCAGAGCAUAAACGAUCAACCUCAAGUAGAAAAUCCUCAAAUAAAAAGGAAAGAUGCUGAAUUUUCAUCAGAAAGUACCUUGACCAAUUGUCAAGAGAAGCCACAGAUUGAUCUCAAUGAGUUUCUCCAGCAGAUGGGGAUACUAAAAAGAGAGGAACAGCAUCAAGUAAGUAAUGACUCCAGUAGUCUCACAGAUAUAGAAUCAUCAUCCAAAGACAAUGAAGGAUUUGCUAGCUUUGCAGAUAAAAAUUUUAAUUGGGACACACUGAGUGAAAUAGCUGGAACAGAGAUUCAUCAAGAAACAGAGUCCACUAGUUUCCCUGCAUACGAUAUUAAUGAAGAACUGAAUUUUCCCCCAUCUAUCUGGAACUUCUAA
Molecule: messenger RNA, 855 nt
Organism: Fraxinus pennsylvanica
Lineage: Eukaryota; Viridiplantae; Streptophyta; Magnoliopsida; Lamiales; Oleaceae
Source: the annotation of a GenBank genome assembly